This is a messenger RNA of Klebsormidium nitens, 874 nucleotides long. NCBI's taxonomy places the organism in Eukaryota, Viridiplantae, Streptophyta, Klebsormidiophyceae, Klebsormidiales, Klebsormidiaceae. The record is from the annotation of a GenBank genome assembly.
GUCGGACUGAGGCUGCAUGCGCUUUCCGGUCCAGUCUGGAGAUCAGUUUGCAGGGGCCGCCCAUAGGAGACCAUUGUCAAACUCCUUGCCCCUCACAGUGACAAAUCAAAACCUUGUUGGUUUGCACAGGGGAACAGGGUCAGUGCUUGAGACCUAUUGCUCAAAGGGUGGUGCAUUGUCCAUUUCUCCAGCAAAAAGCAAGGGCACUCUCUGGACAGCUGCCAUAGUCAGGCGCAGUCAAAAGUUUCCCAUCUUCCAGCUAAGGACUUUGUCAGAGAUGUCGGACGAUCCUCAAGAGGCGGAGGGCAAUGGGGACCCAAAAAUGGCUUCCCGGGACGUCCAGCAGCAGAGCAAGGCGCUUAACUCGAUUACGGACUAUGUUGAGGAGAAAGAGAUGGACGCCUCCAAAGUAAAACAGGCCAUGGAGUCCAUAAAUGCAAGCGAUGCGGCUGACAAACAGGCGCAGCGGUUAAGAGAAAAGGAGCUGGCGGCAGUGAAAGUCAGCCAGUCGGAUUUAGACGUCAUCGUAAACGAACUAGAGCUCGACAAAAAGGAGGCCGAAAGGAUUCUUCGAGAGCAUAAAGGGGAUGCUGUAGCGGCACUUCGAUCCUAUAUUCAAUAGUAGCUGUUCAAGUUUCAACGUACGUGCAUUCGGGAGGUUCAGAAAGAAUCAUCGCUCACUUCUUGGCUGAAGGAUUACAGCGGGUCCCGAGGGGCAGGCUUGCAAGGGAUGUGUGCGCGCCAGUGCUUCAACAGUGCUCUCACAUGCCCAGCAUGCAUGAAUUGUUGUGGCUUGUAAUUGAAUCCAGUCAAAAGGCAGAAAAAAGAACAUUGUCUCUGCGAUGCCGUAUAUGGCUAUUCCAAUGUUGCCAGA